CAUUCAUAAAUUUCCUGAAUGGAGAUCUCCUCCCACCAGUCCCACCUCCUGCAACAACUGAAUGAGCAGCGAAGACAAGAUGUGUUUUGUGACUGCAGCAUUCUGGUUGAAGGGAAGAUCUUCAAAGCCCACCGGAAUGUGUUGUUUGCUAGCAGUGGCUACUUUAAGAUGCUCCUUUCUCAGAAUUCCAAGGAGACAAGUCAGCCAACCACAGCCACAUUUCAGGCUUUCUCCCCGGAAACAUUCACAGUUAUUCUGGAUUUUGUUUAUUCAGGAAAACUGUCUCUGACAGGUCAAAAUGUCAUAGAAGUCAUGUCAGCUGCUAGCUUCCUUCAGAUGACUGAUGUCAUCAGUGUCUGUAAGACUUUUAUUAAAUCUUCAUUAGACAUUAGUGAAAAAGAAAAAGAUCGGUACUUCAGUCUGUCAGAUAAGGAUGCCGGUUCUAACGGUGCAGAACGCUCCUCUUUUUAUAGUGGUGGCUGGCAAGAAGAAAGCAGCUCUCCACAUUCUCGCCUAAGCCCUGAUCAAGGACCAGGGGUAAUAAGUGGAAAAUCUUGGAAUAAGUACAGUUACCAUUCAGCCUCCCAAAGGAAUACCCAGCAACCUUUGGCCAAGCCUGAGCAAAGGAAAGAUCCUAUCAAGAAGCCCAAACAUUUGAGGUUGUCACAGCCUUCUGAAGUUGUACAUUGUAAGUCAAGCAAACGAGAUACACGGACAUCUGAUCCUUCCGUCCUCGUUCCCCCAGCUGGCGAGCAAGCACAAAAUGAUGCCGAAGUGGACUCUACUCCUUCCAGCUAUCAAUAUGGUCAAGGAUCUGAUGUCACAUCCAGAAGUUUCCCAGACGACCUGCCCAGGAUGCGGUUCAAGUGCCCAUACUGCCCCCACGUGGUGAAGCGGAAAGCCGACCUAAAGCGCCACCUUCGUUGUCACACAGGAGAAAGGCCCUACCCAUGUCAAGCUUGUGGGAAAAGAUUCAGCAGGCUAGACCAUCUAAGCAGCCACUUUCGAACAAUUCAUCAGGCAUGCAAACUGAUCUGCAGAAAAUGCAAACGCCAUGUGACUGAUCUGACAGGACAGGUGGUCCAGGAGGGAACCAGGCGCUACAGGCUCUGUAACGAGUGCCUUGCUGAAGUUGGCAUAGACAGCCUGCCCAUGGAUUUGGAAGAGCAGCACCUCAUGUCCCCGUCAGAAGGAGAAAAGGAUUCCAGGUGGCACUUGAACGAAGAUGAGAACAGGUCCUACGUGGAGAUUGUAGAGGAUGGGUCGGCUGAUCUGGUCAUUCAGCAGGUCGAUGACAGUGAUGAAGAAGAAGAAAAGGAAAUAAAGCCCAACAUUAGGUAGCGAUCACGUGAACCAAUAGGUUCAUGUGAACCCAUAUGGCUGCAGUUGACAUGGACUUCCUGCAUCACUCUCUUUUCAUGGUCAGAGUCUGGUAAACAAAUUUGUUGUACUGACUUAAAACAAGUGACCUGACCUAACUUGCAUGCUUUUCUGAAGAGGCCAUUGUGUCUGAACUUUGCUGCCCUAAAAUAUGUUGCUGCACUGG
Messenger RNA from Elephantulus edwardii (Cape elephant shrew), 1546 nucleotides. RefSeq names its product zinc finger and BTB domain containing 8A (gene ZBTB8A). Gene Ontology annotation, molecular function: DNA-binding transcription factor activity, RNA polymerase II-specific; RNA polymerase II cis-regulatory region sequence-specific DNA binding; protein binding. The transcript is spliced from 5 exons. The record is from RefSeq and is a predicted model, not a curated record. NCBI's taxonomy places the organism in Eukaryota, Metazoa, Chordata, Mammalia, Macroscelidea, Macroscelididae. Gene Ontology annotation, biological process: regulation of transcription by RNA polymerase II. The coding region runs from base 19 to 1341 and encodes 440 amino acids.